AUCCGGAGGAUACAAUGUUCACUAAACUCUUUCAGCAGUGGAGUUUCGCAGUGUUUCUGCUGAGUUAUACCGUGCCCUCUUACGGGAGAUCAGUAGAGGGGAUCAGCCGCAGACUCAAACGGGCUGUAUCAGAGCACCAGCUAUUACAUGACAAGGGCAAGUCAAUCCAAGACUUACGAAGAAGAAUAUUCCUUCAAAAUUUAAUUGAAGGUGUCAACACUGCCGAAAUCCGUGCAACUUCUGAGGUUUCUCCUAACCCUAAGCCUGCUACCAACACAAAGAACUACCCUGUCCGAUUUGGCAGUGAAGAUGAGGGCAGAUACCUAACUCAGGAGACAAACAAAUCACAGACAUACAAGGAGCAGCCCCUGAAGGCAUCGGGGAAGAAAAAGAAAGCAAAACCUGGAAAACGUAAGGAACAAGAGAAGAAAAAGAGGCGAGCCCGCUCAGCCUGGCUAAAUUCUGGCAUGUAUGGAAGUGGCACGACCGAGAGUCCACUCUUGGAAAACUCUGUUACUACACAUAAUCACACUUUAAGGUACUUCUGCUAUAUCCUUUUGGGGGGCAUACCAUAUAUUUACUGAAAUUGUUAUCCUUCAAGGCUUCACUCAAACCUAGAGUAAUAGCACAUUUUUAUGGUCAUAACUGGACAGUGACUUUUCAAGCAGUGUACAGUCCCAAGGUGCUUUCUGGAGGUAAGUAAGUACCCUUUCCACUU
This is a messenger RNA of Antrostomus carolinensis (chuck-will's-widow), 718 nucleotides long. It is a transcript of the gene PTHLH, whose product is annotated as parathyroid hormone like hormone. The record is from RefSeq and is a predicted model, not a curated record. NCBI's taxonomy places the organism in Eukaryota, Metazoa, Chordata, Aves, Caprimulgiformes, Caprimulgidae. Gene Ontology annotation, cellular component: extracellular region. The transcript has 2 exons. The coding region runs from base 15 to 584 and encodes 189 amino acids. Gene Ontology annotation, molecular function: hormone activity. Gene Ontology annotation, biological process: bone mineralization.